AUGCAAUGGCUGGAUCGAUCUCGAUGGACGACUACCCCCUUCUAUGCCUUUGUCGUCGCCGUUAUUGCAUGCGGAACCAUGCCUAAAGGUUAUGAUGAGGGAGGGUUCAGUUCGAGCAUGUCGUUAACAUCUUUUGAAAAGGACUAUGACUUGAUCGCAGCGGACUGGACAGGCAGCGCGUCAGCUUUAACCAACAGAAAAGCCAAUAUUUCCUCAUUUCUAACACUAGGCGCAGCCUUUGGCGCCUUAAGUUCUCUAUAUUUGAAUGAUAGACUGGGUCGCAUUCUAUCAUUUCGUCUGGCAAUCAUAGUCUGGGCGAUUGGAACCUUUAUUCAGGUCUUUUCGUCCGGAAUCUAUGGCUUAUUACUCUUUUCUCGCAUUUUUGCAGGGUUAGGUGCUGGUCUCCUCACUGUGACCUCCCCUAUGUAUUUGUCCGAAGUGGCACCAAAAGCAACACGCGGUUUAGCAGUGGGGUUAUCAAUGGUAACUUUACUAGGAAUUCUUACACUCGGCUUCUUCAUCAAUUAUGCCGCCAGUCUCCACAUGGCCGCCACCCGCACCCAAUACCGCCUAGUCCAAGCCAUCCCAUUAAUCCCUGUCGGUUUCGUCUUCUUCCUAUCCUACUGGUGCCCCGAAACACCAAGAUACCUCGCCUCAAAACAACGCCAUGAUGAAGCGAAACAAGUCCUCGCCCGACUCCGCGGGAAAACAGUAGACGAUGAAUCCAUCCUUGCGGAAUUCGACGAAAUCGAUACCCAAGCUAAACAACGCGCUCAACUAGCCUCAAUCUCAAACUGGCAAGCUCUGAAAGAAUCUCAACUAAAUCCAAACUACCGCCAGCGUUUCUGGCUUCUAAUGGCCCUGCAAACCGUCGCUCAAUGGUCCGGCGGAAAUGGUAUUACUUAUUAUAUCUCUACCAUCUUCCAGUAUGCUGGUAUUACGGGCUCGAACGAGUCGCUUAUUUCUUCGGGCGCAUACGGCAUCGUUAAGCUGGUCUUUACUAUGGCGUUUACAUGGGGUCUUAUCGAUCUAUUCGGUCGUCGGCGCUGCGCAUUAACGGGUCUUUCACUUCAACUUGCUGGACAUAUUUAUAUGGGUGCUUAUAUGGGCCUUCAACCUGGUUCGGGGGAUAAUACCAAUGCGUCGAAUGCGGCGAUUGCGAGUGUUUUCAUUUAUGCCGUUGGCUGGUCCAUCGGUCUUUGUACGAUUCCGUAUUUAUACGGUGCGGAGAUCUUCCCGACGAGAAUUCGCAAUGUUUGUUAUGGUGUUAGUAUGGGUUUGCAUUGGUUUUUCCAGUUUUCUGUCGUGCGGGUUACGCCCAAUAUGUUUGCUUUGGAUGUUUGGGGUGCUUAUCUCUUCUGGGCCCUUAUUUGUUUCCUUGGUUUGAUUAUUUUGGGUAUCUGGAUGCCUGAGACUAAGGGGGUUUCUAUGGAACAGAUGGAUGAGCUUUUUGCGGGUCCUUGGUAUAUGCGUUGGAAUGCCCGUGUUAAGUCGGUGGAUUGUGAUAAUGCUUCCUUUGAGGAUGUGGAGGCUCAUGAUCAUCGUGAUCAGCCGAAAGCUACUCUGUGA
Penicillium malachiteum is the source of this 1569-nucleotide messenger RNA. RefSeq lists its product as uncharacterized. The record is from RefSeq and is a predicted model, not a curated record. Gene Ontology annotation, molecular function: carbohydrate:proton symporter activity. NCBI's taxonomy places the organism in Eukaryota, Fungi, Ascomycota, Eurotiomycetes, Eurotiales, Aspergillaceae. Gene Ontology annotation, cellular component: membrane. Gene Ontology annotation, biological process: transmembrane transport; carbohydrate transport. The coding region runs from base 1 to 1569 and encodes 522 amino acids. The transcript has 3 exons.